UUGGAUAUUUUUCCUAAUAUCCAUUCUGCUAUUGUAAGAAAAGCAAAGCGUUGUGUUGGAGAAAAGCAAGUCUGGUUUUUGAAGCCUUUUUUUGUCGCUCCCCAGAGGGACCCUCUUGGGCAAGAGUCUGGAAUCUUGGAAAGGAGUGAGAGAGAGAGAAAUUUGCAUUGAUGGGCCUGCUAUUUUUGAUCAAUUUGGCAUUGGGUGUCAUUUGGAAAUUGGGUUCAAGUUUUAACUCUCUUUCCUUAUUAGAGUUGCAUGAGUAAGUUUCAUGUAGCUUCCUAGAAACCGCACAGGGUUGUUCUUAUUUGAGUUUGUGCUCUUCUGGGAUGCGAAGCAGACAGGGUGGUUGUGUUUUGUCUGUCUUGUGCAUUGACACUGUUUGUCUUGUUUGAUUUAUUAUCAAGAAAGAAUCACAGCGGAUUUUUUUUAUCACUGGAGUCUUGGAAGGGACAGAAUUUGCAUUGAUACGCCUGCUAUUUUUGCUCAAUUUGGCAUUGGGCAAGUUUUAACUCUCUUUCCUUAUUAGAAUUGCAAGAAUAAGUUUCAUGUAGCUUCCUAGAAACCACAAGGUUGUUCUUAUUUGAGUUCAUGCUCUUCUGCGUGGUGAAGCAGACAGGGUGGUUGGUUUCCGUGUGACUUCUGCAUUGGUACAUUGUUGGUGUUUGUCGAUUUGUUCUCAAGAAGGAGUCACAGAGGCUUUUUCAUCACUUGGGUCUUGCUCUGAGAAAUCAUAUUUGAUUUGAUCACUCUGUACACAACAACCAGAGCUGAGUUUUAGUAACUUCUACAGCCUAUCAACUGAGCCAUGGCUGAAAGCAUGUGUUCUGCAAUGUCGGAAACUGAUAUUAUAGCUCUAAAGGAAACUCUUCAAGCUCAACAACAACUUCUCCAAAAACUGUACAGCGAGUUGGAUGAGGAAAGAGAAGCCUCAGCUUCUGCAGCUAGUGAGACUUUAUCCAUGAUACUGCGUUUGCAAGGAGAGAAGGCUGCUGUACAGAUGGAAGCAAAUCAAUAUAAGAGAAUGGCAGAAGAAAAGAUGUCUCAUGCCGAGAAUUCUCUUUUUAUUUUUGAAGAUGUUAUCUACCAGAAAGAAAUGGAAAUUGCAUCUCUGGAGUUUCAGGUUCAGGCUUAUAGGUGCAAAUUUCUUAGCAUGGGUUGUAGUGAUUUGGGUGCCUACGACUGUAGAUAUCCAGAGACUCUUUUUUUGCAAAGAAGUGAUUUAUGCAAGGUGGAAACGGGUGCUAAUAGCAAUGUCAGAAGAUUGAACUCUCUGCCUCCAAUUCAACUCAAAGACCCCCAUUUGAAGAACAGUAAUUUAGAAAGAGAAUUAUCCCCAAUCCCCGUGUCAGAUUUGAUUCCAAAAAUAGUGAAGAAAAAAACAGAACAGGAAGUUAAUGUUCAAAACUUUGAUUUUGAGAAGAAAUCAGGAAAUUCCACUGGUGAAACCUUUGAUUCAUACUGGAAGAAGAUCAAAAAGUUGGAUGAACGAGUAAAAGAGAUAUCAGAUUGCAAAGUUUCUAGAGAUGAUUCUGCAAACUUGAAGGGUGAGUCAAUUCCUCGUUCAUUGCUUCCACAAGUAAGCAUUGAAAAAUUAUGUGAACCGACAAGUGGAGAAAGUAUUACUAAUUUGGAGAAAGUUAAACUUCAAGAAAAUAUACAGGAAAGGGAGGCAAUUGUUAAUUAUUCUUGCUCCUCAACUGUACAGGAUAUUUUUGAAGUCCCUCAAAGUAAUGAGAUUUGUGAAGCAUACGAAUGUCAGAAGAGCGAAAGGAGCAAGUUGAUUUUGGAAGGUGAGAACAGGCUAGGAAAGCCAGAUUUGGUCUCCGAGGAUACCUUUAGAUUGCAAUUCAAAGAUGAAACAGAUAGGACAAAGAAAAUGUUUCUUUGUGCAAACUAUGAUAACAAAUUAUCUUUAGCAAGAAAUGAAGCAAGUGUUGACUGCAAUAUGGCUCUUGUUCACCCGACAACAAGUGUUGCUGAAUCUCAAGCAAAGAUUCAGCAAUUGUGUCAGAGAAUUGAGUGGCUUGAGAGAGAGAGAAAUUUUCCCAGGCAAGAAAUUAGUGAGGUAGGGGAAGAGGAGUUGAAGUUGUUAAAGGAGAUUCGUGAGCAAAUUAAUACAAUACAGACUGAGUUAAGAAGUUGGAGAACUAAGAAAUCCCCUAAACCAGAAGAUGAACAGUCCCUAGAUAUCCUUGCUGAGGCAAUGCUAUACUUUUGGCUUUAAGAAAUCAAUUGGCACCAUUCAGAUGAAAACUUUCACGCAUCAUUGCAGACAUGCUUGACACAAAGGAUCGAGUAAGAGUAUCUUUCCAGCCAAUGGGGUGAACAAACAGUUUUAUGUUUUUUGAUUUGAUUUGAAUGUCUUUCAUGGAAAUGUUUUUCUUCUGAACUUGAGAUAUAGGUUGUAAGUAACAUACAUACCUUUCUGUAUUUGGAUAGUGCUCUUUUUAAUUUUUUUUUUCCUAACAGUAUAGUGUAUUUUUUGUUUCAU
Molecule: messenger RNA, 2494 nt
Organism: Corylus avellana
Lineage: Eukaryota; Viridiplantae; Streptophyta; Magnoliopsida; Fagales; Betulaceae
Source: RefSeq, a predicted model, not a curated record